Spinacia oleracea (spinach) is the source of this 1110-nucleotide messenger RNA. Its product is annotated as protein FAR1-RELATED SEQUENCE 5-like. The coding region runs from base 1 to 1110 and encodes 369 amino acids. The record is from RefSeq and is a predicted model, not a curated record. The transcript has 4 exons. Lineage: Eukaryota; Viridiplantae; Streptophyta; Magnoliopsida; Caryophyllales; Amaranthaceae.
AUGGAGGACGAUUUAAUCGAUCUGAAUAUCGAUUUAAAUCGCGCAAUAGAAGAAGAAAUGUAUAAUUAUGAAGAAAAUUUAGAGAAUCAUAGAGAAGUAUACGACGUUGAAGAUGAAAGCACAUCUCAGCAAGUUAUGGUUGCAGAUCAUUGUACUGAAGAAGGUUCAAUAAUACAUUCAAUUGAUACAAACCACAACAUCUUUGAAAAUCCAAAUAAUGAGCAACAACAAAACAUUGAUAAAGAAUUAGUUGGCAAUUUAAUUGGAGAAGCAAGGAAAACAACCGAUGAGAUUUAUGAUCUAUAUUGCAAACAUGCUGCUAUUAUUGAACUCAAAAAUGAAGAUGAUCAAUCAGAUGGAAAGAAGAAAGAAAGGAGAAGGAGAGUGAUGAUAACAAGAACAAAAUAUGAAGCUCAGAUAUUUGCAAAGAAGAAUGAGAAUGGAGAUUUUGAAAUAGAAAAGCAUGUAGUGGUUCAUAAUCACCCAUUGACAAGAGAAAUAAGUAAUUAUCUCCACCGAUCGGAACGACAAAUGACAGAGCCUAAACAAGAAGCUAUUGAGGCAAUGUCAGAACGUAGUCUAAGACCAAUGGAGUCUUAUAGAUAUAUGUUAACAGAAACUGGUGGAGAAGACGAUGUAGGUCAUACGAUGAUUGAUCAUCUAAACUACUUCUACAAGUUAAAAAUGAAGCAAAUUGAUGGCAAGGAUUCACAAACACUAGUGAACAAACGGUAUGACUUACAAUCAAUAGAUCCUGAGUUCUUUUUCAGAUUAAGACUCAAUGAUGAAGGAAAAGUUGAGUGUCUAUUUUGGAGGGAUUCAAUGAUGAGAGAAGAUUACAAAAUAUAUGGAGAUGUUCUAGUUUUUGAUACUACAUUCAGAACAAAUAAGUACAAUCUCACAUGUGCUCCAUUUGUUGGUAUCAAUAACCAUUGGAAAAACACAAUGUUUGUUUGUGCUUUCAUUGGGGAUGAAACCACUGAUUCUUUCGUUUGGGUGUUUGAAACUUUUCUGAAGGCUAUGGUAGGAAAGCACCCUGUAUCAAUUUUCACUGAUCAAGAUGCAACUAUUGCUACUGGAAUAGAACAUGUACCUCUUCAUAUAUUAUAG